Molecule: messenger RNA, 3162 nt
Organism: Leptinotarsa decemlineata (Colorado potato beetle)
Lineage: Eukaryota; Metazoa; Arthropoda; Insecta; Coleoptera; Chrysomelidae
Gene: Nna1
Product: Nna1 carboxypeptidase
Biological process (GO): proteolysis
Molecular function (GO): zinc ion binding; metallocarboxypeptidase activity
Source: RefSeq, a predicted model, not a curated record
UUGUGGCUAUGCGAUUAGCGACGUAAAGUUGUGUACAUUAGCUUAUUUUGAGUUAUGAUGUGUUGAUGUUUUUCUCGAAUAUAUACAUUGCGAUUCCUUUGUUGCAACGGUUCUGUCUACAGGCAGUGCAGUUGAGAAGAUUUGUGAAAAAAGAAGGCAAUGCGAUGCAGUUGAUAUUAGAUCCUUCCGGCAGUCAAAAUGGAACUGGAAAAUGAUAACAGCGUUAAAGAGACAGAAACUCGCGUCAAAACACUUCAAGCUACGUUAUUUCCACCACAGAUAACAAGCACUAGUAGCUAUUUUGCCAAUUUCCUUGUGAAAAACCAGUUCGACGAAGACGAUGAAUCGAAAUUUAAGAUCAAAGAGUUACCUUCCAGAGAGUGGUUUCCCAACAACAAAGAUGCUUCUUUCACUUUACAGCCUCCAAGAUGGCCGACAGAAUGCCAGGUACUGGAUAAGAGGGUACAUCACAUAUACGACAUACCGCCAACUUUCGAACCAUACUAUGUUCCUACCGGUAAUGAAAGCCAACCUAAACCAUCUGGCGAAGAAAGUGGAAUUGUUGUCUUUCAAUAUUCACCAAUAAGUGCUGUCAAUUAUUUUAGUAGGUCUAGUGUAGGAGGCAGUAAAUACCUCCUAUCAGCAAAUGUCUGCCCAGAAGAAGAUACCCUAAAAUUUGAAUCAAGAUUUGAGUCAGGAAAUUUAGCUAGGGCCAUUAUGAUAACGCCAAAUUUUUACGAGUUACAUCUGAGAUCAGACCUUUAUACAAAUAGGCACAUGCAAUGGUUCUAUUUCAAGGUCACCAAUGUCAAGAAAUCAUUUUUGUACAGGUUUUCCAUUACCAACUGUUCCAAAGAAAACAGCCUUUAUAAUGAAGGAAUGAGACCUUUGAUGUAUUCCACCAAAGACUCGCAGCUGCACUCUAUAGGCUGGCGGAGGUGCGGACAAAACAUAACCUAUUUUUGUAAUGACAAUGUGACUCCUGAAGACCCCGACCAGCAAAUGACGUACACUUUUACUUUCACUGUCAAAUUUCCUCAUGACGAUGACGAGAUUUAUUUUGCUCACUGCUAUCCAUAUACUUACUCAGAUCUUCAGGACUAUCUAUCAGAACUAUCUUCGCAUCCUGUCAAAUCUACAUACAGUACAGUUAGGCUUCUGUGUAAGAGCUUAGCUGGAAAUAAUGUUUUUUAUGUGACAAUCACCUCUCCAGUUGUUCAGGGAGAAACGAAGAAGAAACGUGCAAUUGUGAUAUCCGCCCGAGUGCAUCCAGGUGAAACUCCUUCAUCCUGGACGAUGAAAGGCAUUCUCGAUUUCCUAACCAGCGACUGUGGACCUGCCAAAGAAUUACGGGACAACUUCAUUUUCAAACUAGUGCCAAUGUUGAAUCCGGAUGGCGUUAUUGUGGGCAACAACCGUUGCUCUUUGUCCGCCAAAGAUUUGAACAGACAAUACAGGACAGUGAUUAGAGAUGCCUACCCUUCCAUAUGGUAUACCAAGCUAAUGGUUAGAAGACUAUUAGAAGAAUGUGGAGUAGCCCUUUAUUGUGAUCUCCAUGCACACUCCAGAAAACACAAUAUCUUCAUCUAUGGUUGUGAAAACAGGAGAGGAGCUGAGAGAAGGCUUCAGGAACAAGUGUUUCCUUUAAUGUUGCACAAAAAUACUGCAGAUAAGUUCUCUUUUGAGAGUUGCAAAUUCAGAAUCCAGAAAGCGAAGGAAGGAACAGGCAGGGUUGUGAUGUGGAUGAUGGGCAUAGCCAAUAGCUACACCAUGGAAGCUUCCUUUGCCGGUUCCACUCUUGGUAACAGAGCCGAUACCCAUUUUUCUACUCAAGACUACGAACAGAUGGGUCGAUCUUUCUGUCAAACUCUCUUAGACUUUUAUGAUGAUGAUCCCAAAAAGGAGAAACUGAGAAUGAAAAUUGUCGAGAGGCUGGUAAAAGAGGGGUCAAACGCAGAUGAACCCAUGAAUAUUCGUCUCAGUGACUAUUCAAGUGAUGAUGGAGAUACAUCCAGCAGCAGCGAUGAGGUGGGACGUGAAGAAGAAGAAGAAUACGUCCAAAUAACUGCCCCACCACCCUCACCGGCAGCGGUGAAGAAGAAAUCCAAGAAAUCUUCUUCCGCAAUAACGAAGGUGGCUUCAAAAAGUCCGACUGUUCCGAGAAAACCGUUGCCAAUAUGCAAAGCUACCUUGAAACUUUCUUUAUCAGACAAAGACAGUUCCGACUCUAGCUCAUCAGAUAGUGAAUCGGAAGUGGAAAAAGUUAAAGAGAAAGUUCGGAUUUUGCGGAGACGAAGGAAGAAAAAGUUAUCUAAGAAGAAAAAGAAAAGGAGUGAAAGCUGGGACCAGUUUGAUCAAAUUCUUGUAAUAGAAAUUCAGCCUGUUCAAGACUACUCUGAUAGCGAAGGACAAGUUAGCAGGACUCAAAGAAGCAUUUCGGUUUUUGAUUUGAUCCCCACUGAAUCGUUGGGAUCCCACCUGUUUAAUAGAAGAUCAAAAACACCGCAACCAAAGCUUGUGGAGAAAAAACCUCAGGUCACCCGACAACUAGCGGAAGUUCAAGCUAAAUUGUACAGCUUGAAAAAUAAAUUGUGGUUUGGAGUAGGCAAUGGUGACGUACCUUUAUCUUGGGGAGGCGGUGAGAGAGCUUACUUUUCCGAUGGUCGGACUUCCUCACCACAGAAGAGGAACCAUACUAAAUCUUCUAAGAAAUGUCUGAAAUCGGAUAAGAGGAGCAUAACGAAGGAAGUGAAGCCAAAAACUGAAGGGAAAGAAAAAUCUUUGAAAAACCAAAAUGGAUUGAGAAGACAAGCAAAUGUUGAAUUUUCUUCCCAGCCACAACAAACCGUAAAAGGUUUACUUCGAAAAAUAAAAAGCCUUCCUGAAACGUCAUCCUAUGAAUUAGUGAGGGAGAAAUCCAAAUCUGCAGUUAGUGGCGACGAGGACAAAACAGAAAAGAAGAAGAAAAAAAAGAAACGAGGAAAGCUGUCUAAGAAAGUUAGGGCUAUCAGUAACGCAAGAACAUUCACACAAAAAGACUGAAUAUCUAAAAAAAAAAAAGAAUUUGUUUUGUGUUGGUUUGUAACGACUUAUGUAGUAGCAAUUUGGUUCAUAUCGACUGUACUGCCGUAGAUGUGAUAAAUAUACAAAGUAUACUCCGUA